UAUCGGGUGACAUAGACCUGCGUGACCACCACGACCUCCACAUGAUCGCCCUCAGGCCUGGGCUCUGUGACCAUCAUGGGCUACUUCCUCCGCCUGCUGCAGCUGCUCUCCACCUGCGUGGCCUUCUCCCUGGUGGCCAGCGUGGGCACCUGGAGGGGGCCCAUGGGUAACUGGUCCAUGUUUGUCUGGUGCUUCUGCUUCAUCGUGACCCUCCUCAUCCUCGUAGUUGAGUUGUGUGGGCUCCAGUCCCACCUCCACCUCUCCUGGGACAGCUUUCUCAUCACCUGUGCCUGCUAUGCCACCCUCUUCUGCCUCUCGGCCUCCAUUGUCUUUGGCACCACCUACAUCCAGUUCUUGCCUCAGAGCCCAUUUUGGGACCGCGUCAUCACUGCCACUGCCUUCUCCUGCAUCGCUUCUGUGGCUUAUGCCACUGAAGUGGCCUGGACCUGUGCCCUGACUGGUGAGUUUUCCUGCUAUAUGUUCACCUUACCAGGUCCGCUCAAGAGGCUGGAGAUCUUCGUGGCCUGUGUCAUCUUUGCCUUCAUCAGCAGCCCCUAUCUGUACCUGCACCAGCCGGCCCUACUGUGGUGCGUGGCCGUGUACUCCAUCUGCUUCCUCCUGGCAGCCGUGGCCAUCGUGCUGAACUGGUGCAACUGGGACAACAGGCUGCCCAUCCCCUUCCCCAUUUUCCAUUUGGGGCUGAGUCUGCUCUCUGUCCUCCUCUACGCCUCUGCUGUGGUCCUCUGGCCACUCUACCAGUUCGUCGAGAAGUUCGUUGUGCAGCCCCAGCGAUCCAGCGAUGUGAGUUGCCGUGAUAAACUCACCUCCUAUGUGUGUGUCUGGGACCAACGACUGGCUGUGGCCAUCUUGACAGCCAUCAACCUGCUGAUUUAUGUGGUUGACCUAGUGGACGUGGUCCACCAGUUUUUUUUAUCAGAUUCUGAGGCUCUGCACAGGGUCUCCCCAUUCCCUCUGUCGCCAGAGGAUUCUGUGCUGAUUUCUGAUGCCCUCUGA
Molecule: messenger RNA, 1014 nt
Organism: Hippopotamus amphibius kiboko
Lineage: Eukaryota; Metazoa; Chordata; Mammalia; Artiodactyla; Hippopotamidae
Product: myeloid-associated differentiation marker-like
Exons: 1
Coding region: 76-1014 (312 amino acids)
Cellular component (GO): cell-cell junction; plasma membrane
Source: RefSeq, a predicted model, not a curated record